This is a messenger RNA of Neohortaea acidophila, 1546 nucleotides long. RefSeq lists its product as uncharacterized. The record is from RefSeq and is a predicted model, not a curated record. The transcript is spliced from 3 exons. Lineage: Eukaryota; Fungi; Ascomycota; Dothideomycetes; Mycosphaerellales; Teratosphaeriaceae. The coding region runs from base 399 to 1424 and encodes 341 amino acids.
UGCAGACAUCGGCCCUGCAUACAGUAUCCCGCAUAGAGGUGGCGCAUUGUCCAUCCGGACCUCGGAUUCCAGUUCUAUGCUACGUAGGCAUGGCAUGUAUCCAAUGGUUUGGCGGAUCAUCUAACCCUCGAUCGCGGCGACAUCGAAGGCUCUAUACCUAUCUCAAUAUGCGACAGACGCGACUGAAAAAACCAAGUUCCGCGUUGUCGCUGGGUUUGAGUCUAGACUCUAACUUUUGUUUAGUCUUUCCGAAUCUCGGGAGCGCUACAAGUACUGUAUACCCCCUUACGGCCGUAACGCGCAGGUAGCUCGUGCCCUUGGACGAUCGCGUCUAAUCAAAAGUGCCCCCUUCCCCCAGAAACGGGUGCGCGCGACCUUGCACUCUCUCAUCCACAAGCAUGCGUCUCACAACUCUCAUCUUGGCCAUUCUCGGUACUGCCGCCGCCUCGCCCAAAUCUCCUCGUGGCGGUGAUUCCUGGCAUGGCAGUGGUGAUUCCUGGCCCGGCUGCUCCAAGGCCGUCGAACAAGUCUACGCCGCGCAUCAACAAUCCCAGGCCACCGCCUUCUGCUCUUGGUACUACCCUGCGAGGUGGGCUCCAACGGUGACGAAGACAACGACAAAGACAAUCCACACUUCAACUACAAUUACUCGCACAACAUCCGUCGCCGCCACAAGCAUCGUCACUUCUUGCGCAGUGCCCGCUACAACGUCGUCCACCACUACGCCUGUGAAACGUGAAGCACACCAAACGCCGAAGCCCCAGGCGUGGUCGCACUACCCUCUUGGUCCCUCCGCAUCGUCUUGCUGCAAAUGUCUUCACCCUGCGACCUCGACGAUCAUCAAAACAAUCACCAAGACCGCCGUUACAUCUACAGCGUCCGUCGUCCACACUGUCACAACUUCGACCACAACUGUCAACGCCGUUCAGACAUUCUCACUCUACGAAGUUGGUUCCAACGAGGGAAACUCCUUCCUGAAUCCUCGCCAACAAGCCGAUGAAUUCUUCCUCGUCGGUAACAUCCUCAACCCGACCAAUCCUGCCACGUACACCCUCCUAGGCAACGGAUCGCUCGUCAUCGUGUAUCCAGGUCCGUCCAAUCCGGCUAGCACCGCGGGACGUAUCGCGGUCCAGCAAAUCGGCGAGGUCCAGACAUACUUCGUCAUUUUCACGGACGGUGUAUCCUCCAACACAAGCGUCCUUACCUGUGCAGUCGCGACCGAUGUGGACGGUACGUGUCCCUUCACCUGCUCGGUGAGUGGGGUGGAGGCAGGCGCGGUGUUCUAUAAUUAUAAUCUCGUGGAAGACAUAGUCAGUAUCGGACCCUCGGUACCUGUACAAAGCGAGGCCCUCACUCUAUACGCUGUCGGAUCUGCCCCCGCGACCGCCGGCAAUACCACGAAGCUCCUCGACGAUCUUACUUGAGGUUUACAGUCGGGUCGGGGUCAAUGAAAGACAUGUGGAUGAUUUUGGCUGCGCCUAGGAUGCCGAAAUGCGCUCAAUUAGUGGUCGUCUAUUGAUAUAGGACAAGCAAGACGUGUUUGAUU